AAACAAGGCGGGGGGGAGGGAGAAUUCUCCUUUACUAAAUUGGGGGAUUUUCUCAUUUUCCAACCGUGAUGUUAUUUUUAGCACACGGCAUUAAGUAUCGAACAAAUAAAAUCUCGUUCCUAAUAAAAGUUAUUAUUUUGAAAAUGUGUAUUUCCGGCUAUUGUUUAUGCGAAAGAUCUCAGGAACUUGUCAAUUACUUUGUUCCGUUGAAUUAGCAGAAAUAAUAUGUGUAGUCCUGCCAAUAAUGGAAGAAUAGUGGAAAUGUAAUUAACUUUUGACGCAUAGUAAUCCCAUUCAUGCAAUGCAAGAGAACCUUCACAAAGCUUUGACUAUAUGUGAAAUGCUUCCAUGAAAUGUUUGAUUUUAUCCUCCUGCCAUUUGCUUGCUCCUUUUCAACUUCUCCCUGUAGAGAAAAUACUAUUGGUGGGGUACAAUAUAUAUGGCUGUUUACCUCGCCCACACCCAAUUGCACAAUUUUGUCCAGAUAAAAUUCCACUGUUGAAGAAUGGAUGUAAAAAUGAUAAUAAUUGAAAAGUUUUAGAUAAGGAAAUAAAAUCGCCUUGCAGGAAUAAUGUAUGACUUACAAAUGUUGCAUACAUAACGGUUUAAUAUAAUACUUCUAGCAUUAUAAACCUAUUGGAUAUACUACGUAUGUAGUUCCUAAUCAUACUAUUUCAGUUAUAUAUGGCUCUCCCAUAGUUUGCUAAGAGCAGAGCAAUCACGGAGGAAUAUCUCCGUGAGCAAUAUCUUUUUUUUUAGUGGGUAAAUUUUUUCUAAUCUGGUGCAAUUCUCCCAUAUUUUUUUUUGUUUGUUUCUUUUAGUUUGUUUGUUUGGCCAACUGUUGAGAUUUCUUUUUUUUUUUUUUCUGUUGCGCUGUUAAGGUUUUCCCAAUUGUACUCUAUCAGCAUCAUCACCUUUUCCGUUACCUUAGGUCAAUAGACAACCAAUAAAUACGACGUAAUAUUUGUCCCGUAUUCAAGUAAUACUCAACUUUUGCACUUGUAUACUUCAAUAGCUACUUGUCAUACACCUUUUUUUUGUACAUAUACUACCUGUCAUUUACAACUAUUCCCAUAUCAAACCCACAACCAUUCGCUCCAACCAGCACCUAACAACAGACCAAUACUUCAAACAUCUUUUUUCAACCAUCUAGUUAAUAGUCAAUAUCGCAUAUUGUUGACUUCACCCAUUCAUUUAAUAUAUUUUAUUUUAUUUUUUUUUGCAUAGAUGUCGGUAAGAGCCCGUAAGAUAGCUGUCGUUGGAUCCCGUUCAGUGGGAAAGUCAUCCAUGACUGUUCGAUUCGUGGAGGACCAUUUCGUGGAAUCAUACUACCCUACUAUUGAGAAUCAGUUUAGUAAAAAUAUCAAAUACAAUAAUCAAGAUUAUGCCAUUGAAAUCUUGGACACUGCGGGACAGGACGAAUUUAGUAUUAUGAAUGAAAAACAUCUUGUGGGAAUACAUGGAUAUUUGUUAGUAUAUUCCGUUACUUCCAGACAGUCAUUUGAGCUUAUUGAGUUUAUAAGGGAUAAAAUUUUGAAUUCGAUUGGUAAUGAGGAUUUACCUAUGAUUUUAGUGGGAAAUAAAUGCGAUUUGAACUUACAAAGACAAGUGGAUACAAAAGAAGGACAACAGUUGGCUCAUAAAUUCAAAUGUAAGUUUGUUGAAACUUCAGUCAAAGAUAAUGUCAAUGUAAAUAUUGCAUUCGAAGGGUUGAUUGAUGAUAUUGAAAGGAUACAGAAUCCAAUAAUCAAGAAGAAUGAUAAAUGUAUAAUAAUGUGAACCGAAAGAAGAAGGAUUUCGAGGCAUUACAGAACUAACCUCUAUUUAAUAGAAUAUAAUCUGGGUUGAAAAAGUUAUUUUUUUUUUAGCCACAUAAUACCUUAAUAUAUAACUACUAACAAGU
Messenger RNA from Spathaspora passalidarum NRRL Y-27907, 1903 nucleotides. RefSeq names its product putative GTPase (gene RHB1). The coding region runs from base 1288 to 1779 and encodes 163 amino acids. Gene Ontology annotation, molecular function: GTPase activity; GDP binding; GTP binding. NCBI's taxonomy places the organism in Eukaryota, Fungi, Ascomycota, Pichiomycetes, Serinales, Debaryomycetaceae. Gene Ontology annotation, cellular component: plasma membrane. The transcript has a single exon. Gene Ontology annotation, biological process: small GTPase-mediated signal transduction. The record is from RefSeq and is a predicted model, not a curated record.